CUCCUUUGAGCUAAAAGUAGCAGAUUUUUCUUAUCCGAGUCUACGGUUCUGCUUCAAAUCCUCAGUUUGCUCAUCGAUUUGUACCUUUGUUGGCUCUUGUCUCUGAUUCUGAUUCUAAUUUCCAGCGCUUAUAAUCUGUCUGUCUUCGUGUCCCUAUUUUUGCCCGGAUUCUCUCCCCGCACAUUAUUAUUUCAAUAUCAAAAUUGGCCUUUCUUCAUGAUUCUGGAUAACGGUGGAGUGAAUCCAUCUGGAUAAUCUAUGAAUUGUUCAGUAAGCUGAUUCUGGAAUCCUAGGUCAUGAUAUCUAGAUUGGACUGUAAAUUUUUGUUCAAGAUAUGUUCUUCUGUUGACACACCACCAUUAAGUAGUAUCACUCGAAAUAAAGAACGAAAAUAUGGAUGAUGGAGACAUUGAGCUUUCAGAUAGUUUCUUCUUGUCGAAUCCAGAGUCAUCUAGCAAUGUUCAGUCUCCAACUUCCAUGAAUAAAAUCAAUGAAUUCUUGAGGAACACCAGAACAUGCACCCAUACUCACACUUGCAACCCUCCUGGCCCUGAUGCAGCACAUACCCAUACUUGUUACCACACACACACCCAAGUGAUUGCAUCUGAGGAUGAUCAUACAGAUGGUAAAGAGCACACCAACUCAAAAAGAAAACGGCCUUCAGGUAAUAGAGAAGCUGUUCGAAAGUAUAGGGAGAAGAAGAAGGCACAGACAGCUCACCUGGAGGAGGAAGUUAAGAAACUGCGUCUGCAGAAUCAGCAAUUAGUUAAGAAACUACAAGGACAUGCACUUCUUGAAGCUGAGGUCUUGAGGUUGAGGAGCAUUCUGGUAGACCUUAAAGGGAAAAUUGACAAUGAGUUGGGUGUUUUUCCUUAUAAAAAGCAGUGCAAUAACUCUUCUUCAAUCUUUAAGGAUGGGCAAACCAAUAUGCUGCCCACAGGCCAUGCGACUGGUCUUCAGUGUGAGACCAAUUUUCAGUGCUUUGAUCACCGUGCAGGAUUACCAUCUCAGGUUGAUAUAUGUGGAAAUGAAAAUUUCAUGAUUCCAUGUGAAGGGAACUGUCAACCUCUCGCUGUAAAUUGUCAAGCUAACACAAAUAACAUGUCAAAUACUGAAGGGCAAGUUGUGGACUCAUUGGAUAAUUUGAUGUCAUCUGCAUCUCAAGAUGAGAAAGUGAAUUAUCUCCAAUCUUGAACUCGUUAUCCUGGGUGAUUUACGCAGUAUUUUCUACACGAAAGAAAUCAUAAACACAACGAAACAAUCAUUUACAGUGACAUUGGCUUGAAAUGAAAGAGUGGGACUGCAGAAUUCUACCAGAACAAAGUUUUUGUGGCAGUACUGAACUGCUGCUUUGUGGAACUGGAAUUAAAGCUCAACAUAUGAAUUUAUCAGCUACGUAAAACUACGUAUUUUUUCAUCAGUAUUCAUUGCCUUUUUCAUUAUUGUAUUCUCAGUAUAGCAAUUUUAAAACCAACCUUCAUUUACACCCCUUUUGGUAAUCCUAAUUUCUACUUUCUCUUCUCUCUCUUUUAUUCGUUUGUUUUGCCAGUUUUGCUGCAUCAGCCAUUUCCCCCUAUGAUUCAUUCUCAUUGAAAAUGACCUGUCUCUCCAAAUUUAACUCGCUGGUCUUGAAGCAUGUUUGGGGUGGCUCAAGGCUACUUAACAUGAAAUCACGUUUUGGGGUGACUCAACGCCACCCCCAACAUACGCUUAAUCCAGUACCCUUCAGCCUUCAAAUUAAAGGUGGAUUGUAUUUUUUUCGUUCUUAUGCAUAUGUUGAUUCUUGCUAAUUUUGGUUAGACCAUGUGCAAUGUGCAUGUAUAUAUAUACAGUUCUUUUAUUCCUUGAACUCUUCUGAUAAUUUUACCAAGGACAAAAGCUAGGUAAAAAUUCUUGAGCACUUGCUAUCAAGAUUUUCAAUAAAAGUGUAUCGAAUGUGUACAUAAUUCAAUAUUACAUCA
This is a messenger RNA of Prosopis cineraria, 1961 nucleotides long. Its product is annotated as basic leucine zipper 24-like. The transcript is spliced from 3 exons. Gene Ontology annotation, biological process: regulation of transcription by RNA polymerase II; DNA-templated transcription. The record is from RefSeq and is a predicted model, not a curated record. The coding region runs from base 394 to 1194 and encodes 266 amino acids. Gene Ontology annotation, molecular function: RNA polymerase II cis-regulatory region sequence-specific DNA binding; DNA-binding transcription factor activity, RNA polymerase II-specific. Lineage: Eukaryota; Viridiplantae; Streptophyta; Magnoliopsida; Fabales; Fabaceae.